Messenger RNA from Girardinichthys multiradiatus, 4098 nucleotides. Its product is annotated as midnolin-A-like. Gene Ontology annotation, molecular function: protein binding. Gene Ontology annotation, cellular component: nucleus. Lineage: Eukaryota; Metazoa; Chordata; Actinopteri; Cyprinodontiformes; Goodeidae. The record is from RefSeq and is a predicted model, not a curated record. The transcript is spliced from 7 exons. Bases 193 to 1566 code for a protein of 457 amino acids.
CUCUUAGCUUAGAGCUGUUUGUCACACUCAGAAAGCUGUCACGCCGUGAGGUGUAGUUAAACCGUCCGUUUUAAAACGUUGUUGUCGGUUUUUUUUUUGCCACGGAUGAAGUAACUGGAAGAAUAAAACAUAUUGCAGCUGCUUGUUAUCAUCAAGCUUUCAUUUAAAAGACCGACCAAGCAGAGACUCUGCAUGGAGCAGGCGAAGCAGCAGCAGCAGCAGCAUCGGGGCUUCAGUAGCUUCCUUACUCCAGAGCCGGCAGGCGGGUCUGGAGUCUCCGGCAGGCAGCCACCGAUGCGAUUGACCAUCACUUCAACGACCGGCUGCCCGGUGGAGCUCAGUGUCCACCGGGAAGAGACUGCGGAGGGGCUGAGGAAGCUGAUCUCCCAAAAACUGAAGCUGCAAACAGACCGAAUCAAAGUGGUGCAUAAAGAAAGGCACCUAACUGCAGGGACACUGAUGGAGCAGGGUGUGACAGAUGGCAGCAAACUGACUCUGGUCCCAGUCAUUGAGACAGGUUCAGCAAGUUCAGCUAGAGAGAAGACGGUGAUGGACACUUUGGAGAGUUUAACAGAAUCUGAGAUAAAUGAUUUCCUUUCGGGGCACCUGCCUCUGACCCUCAGCCUUGGAGCCGGAGCCCACACAAUGUAUGUGCAGCUCCAGCUGUCGCAGAAAGUUAGGGAGCUCCAGGGCAACAUGAACUCAAUGGUCCAGACCAGAGUCAAGCCUCAAACUACACAGACUAACAAUGUGAACCUCCUUCAGUCUUCCUCUGAAGGGUCCUCCUCUCCGCCAUUACUCCUGACUGAUUCUACAUCCUUCCUCCAAAGCAGCACUCAGAGACCCAGAAGUUCCUUUAUCUCAUCCACAAGUUUAGCACCUGAGAGCUCCAUCAAUCCCUCAUUAGUGAGGCGCUCACAGUCUGGCUGCACACCUCCUUCCCCUUUACAUUCCACAUAUUUCCACAAUCUACCUCAUGCAGCUACACCAGUCUGUUCAUCCAAACCCACCGGUACUGAACCAGGACGCCUGAGUCCAGCACCAGCUUCAACCUUUAUAGGGGGAGAUGUUCCUGAACAUCAGUCAAAGCCUCCAGGAGCGGUCAUUGACAGUGUCAUAAGUCACUCGCCAGGUGUCUUCUCUGGGACUUUCUCUGGGACUCUGGGCCACUGCAGUCAUGGAGGCUUCAGUCAUCCUCGUCGUGGCAUUGCCAUCAUUCUCCAAAUCAUCAACGACCUGCUCCGAGCUGCCUGUCACCACCAGGGGGCACUGUUGCCUCCUUUAUGUAAUUAUUUCACUCCCUCAAAGGAUUCAGGCAGCCAUCUCACUGCAGAGGAGCCCUGCAGAGGAAGAAACAGACCACUAUCGACCCAAAGCACAGAAAACAGCGUAGGGGAUGAGAGUCAGCUGCUGCACCCCUCUGAAAAGGAGAAUAAAACGUUGCACUGCAAGAUGGAGCGGCUCCAGCUUCUGAUGCAUCAGAGGCGUCGCCGCAGGGAAAUUCGUAGGCCUUUGCUCGUCCAUGGACUUGCUCGACCAAACCAGCAUCGGCGCCACCGUUCCUAGUGUUCUACACUAAAGAAAUCCGUUCACUGUGAUUUCUUCUUGUGGCUGUUUGAGCAGAAGAGAGCGUUCCACAACAUGCAGUACAUAAAACCAGAGCAGGGUCCUGUGUUUAUAGUGAGGUAUCUGUUUAGCACAACAAGCCACUGCACAUCAACAUGUAAGCUUUAUAUAGGUUUUAGAAUUUGUUGGUUCAUUGUACUGAGCAUAAUGGAGAUGGCUCUUAUUGUAGCAUAACUGAAAAAGCUGAUUUUGUUUCUCUGUCUGACAUGUUUUAGGUUAGUUGCUGUGAGCAGAAACAAAACAUGAGGACUUCUGAUAAAGAGGGUUUCUAUCCUCAGGUAAAAAUGUCAGAAUUUCCAGUUAUUUCUUUAAACUGAGCUGCGUGUUCCUUCCUGAAGCUCUCAUGAACCAAGGUGUGAAGGGCAGCAAAUCAGCCUUGGAAUAUCGAUGCGGGACUAUGUCAUUUUUAACUCAUGAGUUGUUCCUUACAACAACAUGAAGUAUUUACAUAUGGUCCUUCUAGUUUUUCUCCUUCACCAGUAAGGGUAUCCCAAGCUCAUAAAAUAUGCACAUUUCCUUCCUCAACGUUAAAGGGACAGUUUAGGAUUUUUAAAUUGAGGCUCUUUAAAGGGUUAUAUGCAGUUACUAUCACACUUGAAUUUGACAAAACUCUUCAUUUGGUAUAAAUAGCUAUGGUGCACAUUUUCUUUCAAAUAAUACCAGAAUCCUGAGAGCAGGUUAGAAUUAAAAAUAAUUUUAGCGUUUUACAGCCCAAAUUCUGGAGUCAUUUAUGCUCAGUUUGUAUUGAAAUCUCUAAAGAGUUGGGAGUCAGAAUUACAAAGAAAUUAUUUAAUUAAAAAAAUAUUUUAGAUAUCCUUACAAAACAUCCAACAAAUGAUCUUUGAUGGAUCUUCUGCCUUUUCCAGUUCUUUUUGUAGAAUAAGAGUCUUUGACCAAUAAUAGUCCUUGUAAUAAGCCAUCGGGGACACGAUUUUUACUGUGUGACAUGAUAUUUUCACGAUUAAAAGCAACGACUGAGAAUAUUCUGCCUUGAAGCAAAAAACAAUCAACUUGCAUCAUUUCCAAAUGUUUAAUGGGAUCCAGACCUUGCACGGGAUAAUUGAGCAUGUGCUCGUGUAUUAAAUAAAUUGAGAUUUAGCAUAUAGCUCCUUGAAAAUAGACCGUUCAAAUCAAAACUUUGAGAGUACGCUAAAAGGGAUGAAAAAAAAGUGAUAGUCUUGUUAUGUUUAUUUUAUAUUAUCAACACAAAGUGUAAAAAUUAAUACCUGCAAAUAAAUUGUUGUUUUUGACGUGACGGUGAGGCUAGAAGCAUUAUCACCAGUCAAGUGAUUAGGAAACCAACAGCAGAUACAGACUCUUUGAUAACCACAUAUCUAAUAUAAAUCCAGAUUAGCUGGUCCUGGAGGCUGAAGCUGUAGGCUAGUCUGAGAUCUGUCAAGACCAAUCCUAAUUUAUAUCAUCAUGAAGAACUCCAAUAUGAAAAGGUUUAUAGCGUUUUAUUUAAACAAAAUCAUCCGAACUUUAAAACCGUCAUUAUGUUUACAUUAUUUACACACAAGCUGAUGAUCAUUUGCUUAAGAAUGGGAGGUUGGAGUCAGUUCACCAUCAAGGAUCUUCUGGUGCGAAACACUGAUGUUGAAACAUGUCAAGCAUUGGAAGAGUAGUAAAGUAAAGAGAUGUAAAAAUCUCCAACAUGAAUAUAAUAUCUCUUUGUACACCACUUCCUAUUUAUAUCAGUUACUCUGACCAGGAACACUUUUUAUGUUCUCUUCUCAGAGCGUGUUUCCUGAAGAUCACUGGUGGCCACCACCUUCUACCUCCAUUGCUCAUAUCCAUCAGCUUCUGUGUAAAUAAUCACCUGAUACUUUCAAUUUUAAUAAGAGUGUUUGCUUAAAAUUCUACCAUUUUUUUUUUUUAGAUUAGAGUUUUGUUUUUUUAAGAUGCUAGAUGUUAGCUUUGGUCUUGCCUCCUCUUGGACUAGCUGUAGCUUCAGUCUCUGGAUCCAGCUUAUCUGGAUACUAAAUGAAGUCACCAGGAGGGUUGUGUUACAUAUAAUAACAGCUUAUAACCUUUGAAGGCAACCUCGGCUUUAAAAAUCCUGAAUCAUCUCUUAAACUCGGUAUUGAUGUGUUUGUGUUGGUUUCUGAUUGACCCCCAACGCUGAGAUUUAUGUUGUCUUUAACGUGAACGGCACAGUCCAAACACUGUGACUUGUUGUCUUUGACAUACUGUUUUGUAAAUGUAAUGUAAAUAUUAAUCUAACUGUGAGAGUUUAGCUUCAAAAAGCUGAGAUUUGUCUGUGUUCAGAUGUGUUCAAUGUAUUUGAUUAGGUAAUUUACGUCUUUUGUGUCAAUUUAAGAGUGUGCCUCUUGAAACUAACCACAACUCCAAGCAAUGCAUUGCCUUAUCAUGAAUGUUAAGUGUAUUCUCUGUGCAGAAUAUUCCCUUUAAAAUGAUCUCAAUUUGCAAAAUAGAAAUGAAAGCAAAGAAUUAAUAAAAACUUGAAAAGCC